AUGGCGGGCGCGCUGGGCGUGGGGCCGGGGGUGCUGGCGCUGCUGCUGCUCUGGGCCAUGGCGCUGCUGCUCGUGAUGGCGCUGGCCCGCGCCGGCCGCGCCCGGCUCGGCGCGGUGCCGGUGGUGCUCGGAGCCGCCGCGCUCACGGCCGCGCUGCUGCUGUUCCCCCGGGAGGGCGAGAGCCCGGCCCCCGCCGGCGCUGAGGAGGUUGUGGACACCUUCCUCAUCGGGCGCUUCGUCCUCCUGGCUGUGAUGAGCCUGGUGUUCCUGGGGUGCCUCUUCCUGUUCCUGAUCUUCCACCUCAUGGAGCCUGUGUAUGCCAAGCCACUCCACAGCAGAUAGAGACAGCAGUCUCUGCAAAAAGGACAUCCUGAUAAUGGCAAUAAACCAGAAGAGACACCAGGAGGCUGCUCUGGAGGUGACCCUGAUGUUCUUUCUGAGCUCAGAAAGAGCCAGCAAAGCAAGUGAAGCCUUUGCUUCAUCUUAAAAAGCAACGUUUGGUCUGAGCACGAGCUCCUUCCUCCUCAGGGGUUCAAGCCUCUGCACCUGCAAAGGUGUGUGAACCUCUGAAUGCUGCUCUCAUUUACAGAGAGCUCAGAUCCAGCACUUGGUGCUGCUCCUGAUUCAGUGCACUGAACCAAGAUGGUUUGUUAUUGUUACCCACAGGAGAUGGGUACAGCAAACAAACAAACAUGUAACAAGCAAGAGCAGUUUGUUACUGCUCCUUUUUCACUGUGGUUUAAUAAAACUCUUUGAGAAAUCCC
Molecule: messenger RNA, 764 nt
Organism: Agelaius phoeniceus (red-winged blackbird)
Lineage: Eukaryota; Metazoa; Chordata; Aves; Passeriformes; Icteridae
Gene: TMEM218
Product: transmembrane protein 218
Source: RefSeq, a predicted model, not a curated record